GCAGGCGCAGAGGCGGGGGUUCGCAGUGCGCAGGAGCUGCGUCAGGACGCGCCGACGCGGUCGCUGGGCGCCGGUGAUCGCGCGGGAACAUGGCCGAGUCCGGGUUGAAGUCCGUGCUGUUCGUGUGUCUAGGUAACAUUUGCCGGUCACCCAUUGCAGAAGCAGUUUUCAGAAAACUUGUGACUGAUCAAAACAUUUCUGAUAACUGGAGGAUAGACAGUGCAGCCACAUCUACAUAUGAAGUGGGAAACCCCCCUGACUAUCGAGGGCAAAGUUGCAUGAAGAAGCAUGGCAUCCCCAUGAGUCACGUUGCCCGGCAGGUCACCAAGGAGGACUUCGCAACAUUUGACUACAUACUGUGUAUGGAUGAAAGCAAUCUGAGGAACCUUGUGCCAAGGCGCUCUUGCCCACACCUCUGGUUCCUGCCCGACACAUCACAGGGCCCAGUGGGAACUUUCAGAGAUUUGAAUAGAAAAAGCAACCAAGUUAAAAACUGCAAAGCUAAAAUUGAACUGCUUGGAAGCUAUGACCCACAGAAGCAGCUCAUCAUUGAAGACCCCUAUUAUGGGAAUGAGUCUGACUUCGAGCUGGUGUACCAGCAGUGCAUCCGGUGUUGCAAAGCCUUCCUGGAGAAGGCCUGCUAGGGCUGGCUAGGCCCCUCCACUGGCCCACUCUCACCCCAGCCAGCUCUGCCCUCUCACUCCUGUGCUCAAGCCCAGGCCCCACCUGUUUCUCCAGACGACCUAACCUUUCUUCUCUUAAAAAUAAUUGUAGGUACAGAUCUGCUGUAUUUGCAGAAGAAUAAAUAAACAUGCUUGAUUUGGUGUUUAUGGGGUACAGUAAGUGUUCUUAGACUAGUUGAGAAUGUCCCACUUUGCCCUAUUUAUAAAACAGUGAAACAAAUAUAGAACAGACAAACAGCACAAUGGAGCAAGAAAGACCCAAAGGCCCAGAUCAGCCUCUUAGCCGAGGAAGACCUGGAUACCUGUGCUACCUCGAGGGAGUGUGGACAGUGCCUCAGCUCACCUGUGCACUCUCCGCCCGGCCUCUACCCAUCACAGCAGCCCAUCCAGAGCAGCCCGUCACCGACAUAUCAGUGUUGUAGCUCAUGCACACUCAUUGUGCACAUUUGUAUGCAUGUGUUCAAUAGUGAAUGUUUAAACUUCUUUAAAAAAUUUAUAGUAAAAGACACACUGCCACGAAUUCCCCUCAAAGUCCUCCCCUUUACUUUGGACACACUUAAUCCCAUCAUCCUUGCCACUUUCUGAAGCACUUCUGGAAGUCUUUCCUGAGGGUCUUUAGCUGCGCUGUCCUGGCUGCCUCUGUGUCCUGAAUCGAUUGAAAACGUUUCCCUCUCAUGGUCAUUUUGACUUUGGAAAGAGCCAGAAGUCACCUGGUGCCAGAUCUGGUGAUUAAAGUGGAUGAGGACACACUUAUGUUUUUAGGAGCUGCCUUUCCAUUGGAUGGCACUUGACAGCAGCCUUCUCUGUCGUUUUGAUCACACUUUGUAAAGGCAUGAGAGAGGAUAUGCUUCAGAAAGGGGCAGGAAUUUUGGGAUAAGAGUGUUUGAACCUAUGGAGAGUAUUUUGAGGGGGAUUCAUGGAAGUAUGUCUUACUGUAAUAAUUUUAAUUUAAACAUUCACUGUAUAUUUUGAUCACACCUCCUGUAUUUAAGAUGGAAAGAGGGAUUGGUAGAAUUGUUGGUUUAAUAGUUGUUGGUUUUGUCUAGUUUAUUUCAUGAGGAGGUCUGCUUAUUUGUUCCCAUUUAAACUACUCUUCUCUAAAAAUUUAAUUCUGUCCAACGAGAACAACACUUGUAAGCAGUGUAUCUUAUGAACAGUUGAGGGGUGUGUCUGUUUUAUAUGCACAUGUAAUCUAGAUGUCAAUACAAAUUGGCUUAGGUUUAAAAAAGUAAAAAAGUUGGAAAAGUUUAUUAAGUUUGUAUGCGUAAAUAUUGAUAUGUUAAGAAAGUUAUAGCCAAAUAUAAGUAAUUUCAUUUCACUCUCAAAUUCAUAUGGGUAUCAGAAAAGACUGCUUUCAAGAUAAACUGAGACGUUACAAAGUACAACUGAGAUAAAUCCAGCGUCUUCCUCCUCUUUUUAUUGUCAAAUAAAGAAGCAUUUGAGAACAUU
Messenger RNA from Heterocephalus glaber (naked mole-rat), 2132 nucleotides. Lineage: Eukaryota; Metazoa; Chordata; Mammalia; Rodentia; Bathyergidae. The record is from RefSeq and is a predicted model, not a curated record.